AUGUUCCACACUGUGAGAUCGCGGGUCAACCUCGUCAAGAAUCUUCCUGCCGUGGAUCAUGUUGUGGCCCUAUCGCGGCAAAAUCGUGGAUUGCAUAGCGUGAGCGAGGUGUCCAAUCGGCAGAAGUAUCAUAAAUUGCAGCUGGGCCGAGAAAAGCGUGGAGAGAAGUUCACAGACCAGCUCCAAGCCGGACAGGACAUAUUGCUCGAAAUUUUGGCCAAUCCCUCUCUUGUAGGCUAUUUACACCAUCUAGCCAUAUACGGAAGUGAUAUGAACACGUAUCCGUGGGCGCGCUUCUCCAAGCCUAUCCCCCAACGCCCAUUCUCUCCAGAAGAUAUCAAGAGACUCAAACAGGCCAUCGAGAAGGCCGGCAUACAAGAAACUCAGGAUCAGGAAUCUAUGUUGUCUAGCAUUCUGCAGGAUCCGACCCACUUCAGUAGUGAGCACACCGCAGAACCAGUCAAGUUCAAAGAUACGCUUAUUACGCUGCUAGUUGCAAAUUCCCCCAAUCUUCAGUCAUUGUCUAUGUUCCCCUCUUACCUACUGCCAAAACUACGAGAAAUCAACUUCCACCCAGAUGAUACUCUAAAUAUGGGCACGGAGUAUGUGGAAGAGCCAUACUACGAUCGCUUGAAUUUAGUUCGAAAACUGCCCGCUAUUGAGUCCGUCACUUUCAAGUUAGCAACAUGGGAUAACGAGGCAGGCUUUCCUCUCCCGCCACGCUGCGCUAACUAUAGCAAAAUCAGCAUUACGCACUCCUUCUUGCUGGAAUCUGACCUUUGUCGAAUUAUUGAGUCGCCUAAAACACUCAAGAGUUUCGCGUUUACUGUGGGCGGACGCAAAAUUCCGGAUGGAGGACCAAUGACCUUAAGUACAACUCCAUUACUUAGAUCUCUCUGGUUCCACCGACGGACUCUGGAAGAGCUAGAUCUUGACAUAGAAAGCCAUGCGAAUCGGCGCGAGUUCUAUGAUCCUACGUUUCGGCCGAGGGAGGACGAGGGUAUCAAGGAGGACCCGAAAUACUAUGAAGAAUUUUACGCCGAUGAGCUCCGCGAACUGGCCACGGAAGAUCUGGAAACUCCGCCAUCUUACAUCUCGUUGAAAGACUUCUCGCAACUCAAACGACUUAGCCUAGGCGUCCACACUCUGUGCUUUUUUGCGCGGGGCGUUGGAUUCGGCGAGAACCGAUUUACUAAUGGCCGGAUUGGCGCUGAGGCCUUCAAUCUCGCCGGAAAUUUGCCGCCUAACCUCGAAUCUCUUCGUGUGAGUGGACGAGGAGAGGGAGCAGAGUACAAUUGCUUUGAUUUUGAAUCUGAUCUGGAUGUCGAUGAUCAACUUGACCGAUUGAUGCACGAGAAGGAAGCAAGAUCCUUGGAGAUUCUCGAGGGCAUUGUUGUUACUAUUCCAAAUGGGAAGACGGUGGAUAACAGCGCAGAUGAGAAUGAUUCGUCGCUUUACUGGAAAGAUCCAGAUGAUGAUAGAUUUUGUGACUGGGAGGGAGAUAAUGAGAUAAUUGCUGCUAUAGAUUGGGGUCCUCCCAAGCGGGGGGAUGAAGGAGGUAAAUAG
This is a messenger RNA of Penicillium concentricum, 1566 nucleotides long. RefSeq lists its product as uncharacterized. The coding region runs from base 1 to 1566 and encodes 521 amino acids. The record is from RefSeq and is a predicted model, not a curated record. The transcript is spliced from 3 exons. NCBI's taxonomy places the organism in Eukaryota, Fungi, Ascomycota, Eurotiomycetes, Eurotiales, Aspergillaceae.